Molecule: messenger RNA, 684 nt
Organism: Thrips palmi
Lineage: Eukaryota; Metazoa; Arthropoda; Insecta; Thysanoptera; Thripidae
Exons: 3
Coding region: 28-684 (218 amino acids)
Source: RefSeq, a predicted model, not a curated record
UCCGAUUCCGGAGCACGCAGUGUCGGAAUGUUCGUUCCCCUCGCACUGGAGGGAGAAGUACUCGUGCGUAGCUGUGGCCACGCGAUUUUGGUUGUCAAGCCGCGCUGCCUAAGCCUGGACAAAGUGUCCAGGUGCCUAAGUAUGGCAGGCAUCAAACGUUGUGCUAUAAAACUUUGCAAAAACACAUCUGAAGAUGGAUUUUCGAUGAUUACGGUAACAGAAAGGAGGAGAACGAAGCUUAAUUGGCUAACAUUGUGUGAUCUACCAGAGUCAACCCCUAAACAUUCUUACAUCUGUGAGGGUCAUUUUACGAAAGAUCAAACGGAGAUUAUUGAUAUUUACGAUGGAACGAGGCUGAAGUCCAACGCUGUUCCCACAAUUUUGUCGCCUAACCCACCUAAGUUAUUUGUUAAACAAACUGUUGGGACUUAUAUUGUCGAAGGUGUAGACGAGAAAGGCAACCACAUAUUGAAGCUGGAUCCGGAUGAGCCUUUUCGGCAGGUUAAGUUACUUAAAAGCAGCCCUGUUAAAGAUGCUUCAACUCCUGAGCCAGUGGUUCCAUCAACAGCUAGUGAACAUACUCCUGCUACUGAGACCCCUUCAAUCAAUGCACAAGAGACCUUACACUCUCAGACUUGCAUUGACUUUUCAUGUCUUGCUAUAAAGGUUUUUGUGCAAACAUAA